Polistes canadensis is the source of this 2622-nucleotide messenger RNA. RefSeq names its product tyrosine-protein phosphatase non-receptor type 7-like. Gene Ontology annotation, biological process: protein dephosphorylation. Lineage: Eukaryota; Metazoa; Arthropoda; Insecta; Hymenoptera; Vespidae. The record is from RefSeq and is a predicted model, not a curated record. Gene Ontology annotation, molecular function: protein tyrosine phosphatase activity.
GAGGUGAAUGCAGUUGGCCAUCAUUUUACAACCCGUUCGGACGCCAUUCAGAUGCGUUCGAUGGAACUGGCAGGUUGUAACGCGCGAGUCACCAUCGACUCUGCAUCAUCUUUACCAUUAUUAUUAUCAUCAUCAUUAUCAUCGUCAUCAUCAUCAUUAUCAUCAUCGUCGUUGUCGUCGUCGUCGUCGCUUUUGUCGUCGUCGUCAUCGUCAUUUUCGUGGUCAUUAUCAUCGUCGUAAUUUUCUUCAUCGAAAUCCCUUCGUUCGGCGUUUAUUGUCAACAUGGGUAGUGGAAUCGAGUGACGAUCGAAUUAUUGAACACGUGGAAAAAGAAAGAGAGAGAGAGAGAGAGAGAGAAAGAAAGAGAGAGAGAGAGAGAGAAAGAGAAAAGUCUAAGAGAUAUCAGAAAAAGGAUUCGAAAUUUAAUUUGACGAAAGAAAUAAAAGAAGAAAAGAAGUAGACGAAUGUGUUGGAAAAAUAAACUCAUCGUCCUCUUGGUGGACGCUUUCGACAGAGUGGAACGAUCGCUUUUUUAAAAAGAAACAGUCACGUUCCGACUGUCUCCGAGAACGUCUCGGAAGAGAAUGUCAAGGAGGUACAGGAAUAUCGUUGAAUCAUCAAUAUGUAAAUGAUGCGGAUCAAUAUGACACUUCGAUCAACAAUGAUAAUACAAAACAUUUGGAGAAAUUCUACUUAAUUACAGAACGAAGGUGGCACACAGAUACGGUGCUACCAAUUUCUUUACUACCGUCUACCGAGGGAAUGUCUGCUCGAUCUCAUCAUAGGAUCCGGCAGUCCACUAAGGGACUGGAUGAUUCUGGUAUGGACUUGCAAGCAGCUCAAUUCAGUACCCGUAUAGGUCAGGAGGUUCGCUCUAGUGCUACUCUAUCAUGGCUAGAUUGGCAAUUGCCUCUUUUUAUAGCACUUUGUGCCAUUGCCUGUGUUAUUUUAUUUACAUUUUUGAUCUUGUUAUGGCUACGGAAACAAAUGUCGCGUGAAAAAGAUACCGAAGAUGGUGACAGGAGAGGUCUAGUAGAGGAAGGAUUGGUUGGCCGUACAGAUAAAACUGGCAAAGGUACUAAAAGUUCAGUGGAAGCGCAAUGGGUUCCUCAAUCUGUAGCCAAACCAUUGGAAUCUACUCAAAAAGCGAAACCAUCUACAACAGUUGCUUCUGGUUUACCAGAAAUAAUGGCCGUGACCACGCCAGAACGAAAAAUAGAACCAAUUCGUGUGAAACCUAAGGGAUUAUUAGAACGUCGUAGUUCAAGUGCAAGUUUGACUAUAGAACUAGCACCAGCACCGACACCCGAAAAUCCACCACACAUGGUCACUCCAACUCGUGAAUGUACGACGGAAGAAUUUUUACUGAGCGCUGGAAAUGUCUUAUCCAGAGCUCAAUUGAAAAAAACAUUGAACGAUCCGACAUCGCUGCAGAAAGAAUUUUGGGAAGUACCGUUGAACCAUCCCAAAAAAGUUGAUAUAUGUGGAGCUGGUGUAAAAAAUAGAUAUUGCACUGUAUUACCUAAUCCGCAAUCUCGAGUAAUUUUACCGGGUUCUUCUGACGAUCCACUUUCUAGUUACAUAAACGCCAAUUAUAUCAGGGGAUACGAUGGAGAAGAUGCUCGCUAUAUCGCAACGCAAGGACCAUUAACUCAUACGAUAGGAGAUUUCUGGCAAAUGAUUUGGGCAGAAAAAGUUCCCGUGAUUGUCAUGAUGACAAGAUUACACGAAGCUGCCAAAACAAAAUGUGAUAUCUACUUUCCUGUAGAUAAAAAUAAUCGUUUGCGAGCUGGUCCUUUCACGAUUAUAGUUAACUCUAUAACUAACAAAGAUGGUUAUACUGUUAGAGAUUUGGAAAUUAGAUACGAAGGGGAAAAACGCCACGUACAGCAUUACUGGUAUGAUUCAUGGCCGGAUCAUGCUGUACCUCAAGCAGCAGAUGCGCUUGUUAAUUUAGCUGCAGAAAUAAAUGCUCUAUCUGGACCUGUAGUGGUACAUUGUAGUGCAGGUAUUGGACGCACUGGAUGUUUUAUAGCACUAGCAAUAGGAAUGACACAACUCUUAAGAAAUGAUAACGUUGAUGUACUAGGUAUUCUAUGUCAAAUGAGGUAUGACAGAGGAGGUAUGAUUCAAACUGCUGAACAAUACGAAUUUGUUCAUCGAGCCCUUUGUCUAUUUGAACAAACUCUUGAGGGCAGAUUAUCUAUAUCAAGGGAAUAAUGUUGCUACGAAUAAUAAUUAUUUUAAAAGCAAGUACUGUUGCCUACAACACAAUCCACUUUCGUCCAGAUAUUCCAUUAAAACAAAAGAUACUUUUAAAUGAAUCUCUGUGUCAGCAUUGGAGGUAAGAAAAGGAGGUCUUAACUAUUUCAAUACUUUAAUGAAAUUCGCCUCAUCUAAUAUGCUGCCAUUCUAUACUGCCAUGACAAAUCGUUGAUAAUUGAUAUGAAUCGCGUAUAAAUUUUCUCAAAGAAUUAUCAUUUUAAUCAUUUAUCCCAAAACAAAAAAAGAGAGAAAGAAAAAAAGAAAAGCAAUUUUAUGCAACAUUAUAAAAAAUCAAAGUAAAAAGCCAUUUUGUGCUCCAGCACUGAUUGUGUGGAACAUAUUUGUACAAAAAAAAAA